This is a messenger RNA of Nakaseomyces glabratus, 933 nucleotides long. It is a transcript of the gene GCY1, whose product is annotated as glycerol 2-dehydrogenase (NADP(+)) GCY1. Gene Ontology annotation, molecular function: aldose reductase (NADPH) activity. Gene Ontology annotation, cellular component: cytosol. The record is from RefSeq and is a predicted model, not a curated record. NCBI's taxonomy places the organism in Eukaryota, Fungi, Ascomycota, Saccharomycetes, Saccharomycetales, Saccharomycetaceae.
AUGGCUGCUCUACAUAAGAACACUUCUACUUUGAAAUUGAACACCGGUGCCCACAUUCCUGUAAUUGGUUUGGGAACCUGGCAAUCCAGUGAAAACGAGGGUUACAAUGCGACUUUGGAGGCCUUGAAGGCCGGCUACAGACACAUUGACACUGCUGCUAUCUAUAAGAACGAGGAGGAGAUUGGCAGAGCCAUCAGGGACUCGAACAUCCCCAGAAAUGAGUUGUUUGUCACCACCAAAUUGUGGGGUACGCAACAUCGCAACCCAACUGAGGCCCUGGACCAAUCUUUGAAAAGGUUGGGCCUGGACUACGUUGAUUUGUAUUUAAUGCACUGGCCCGUUGCCUUGAAGACUGAUUUGAUCAAAGACGGAAACUUGCUUCAGAUCCCCGAGAGAGAAGAUGGCUCCAGAGAUGUUGACCUCGAGGACUGGAAUUUUGUCAAGACAUGGGAGCUGAUGCAAGAGCUUCCAAAGGAAAAGGCCAGAGCUAUUGGUGUUUCAAACUUUUCUAUUAAUAACUUGAAGGAGCUUUUGAACUCUAAGGGAAACAAAGUAGUACCUGCAGCUAACCAAAUUGAGAUCCAUCCUCUCCUACCUCAAGAUGAAUUGAUCAAUUUCUGUAAAGAAAAGGGAAUCGUUCUUGAAGCGUACUCACCAUUGGGUAGUACAGACGCCCCAAUCUUGAAAGAGGAAGAGAUCACAGAAAUAGCCAAGAAAAAUGGCGUCAACGCUGGCCAAUUGGUUAUCAGCUGGCACGCACAAAGGGGAUACGUGGUUCUACCAAAAUCCGUUAAACCUGAGAGGAUUCACGGUAACCAAGAAACUUUCAAGCUUUCUGAUGAGGACUUCGCUACCUUAAGCAACUAUGCAAAGAAGCAUGGUGAGAGAAGAGUGGUCAGUCCAAACUGGGGGCCAUUUAAGCCAUUUGUGUAA